Molecule: messenger RNA, 3417 nt
Organism: Nematocida parisii ERTm1
Lineage: Eukaryota; Fungi; Microsporidia
Exons: 1
Coding region: 1-3417 (1138 amino acids)
Source: RefSeq, a predicted model, not a curated record
AUGAAGAUACGUAUAUUAAAGAUGUUUAAAGAAAUGAAAGAACUAACUAUAAUAAGAAAGUGUAACAAAAAAUAUAAAACAAAACAAAGCACAUCUAUGAUAGUAUGUAUUAUGCUGUCUUUACUGGUUAUGUCUCAGACUACUGCUAGACUAUAUUUCGAUUCUAUUCAAAAAAUACCUUAUAUAGGAAUUAUUAAUACUGUUUACCCAAACAUAAGUCCAAAUGAGCACAGUAAUGCAACUCCUUUAACAGCAUGCAUACUUAAAAGGAUGGGAUAUUUAGAUAUUAUAAUUUCCUUUACCCAAAAUGCGAAUGCAACUUGCAAAAUGAGGAUUAAAAAAAUAGAAAGGCCGCCAAAUGGGCAAUUAAAAUACAAUGAAGAAGAAAGUGAAACACCAGAAGCACGAGGUGCAGAUAAUCUCAUAGAAAGUAUUAUACAAAAAGAAGAAGAACAUAAUAGAAAUACUAGUGCAAUUAACAAUCAAGCAAUAUAUUCAAUGAUAUAUAGAACAAACUCUAAUAAACCCCCGCUAGAUCAUAAUUUAAAAAUACCCUCAAAAAACCCAGAUUAUCUUGUAGCGUAUUAUGAUGUAUUUUACAAAUUAUUUCCAUCAUACCAUGACAAAAAAAAUGAGUCCAUAUACUCAGACGAAAAACAUUCAUUCUACAAUUUUAUAACAGACAUAGAAACUAGAAAAUCUAAAUAUAUGUUUUUUGCAUGCUUGCUGCUUCUUUCAGAGGGGUUAUAUAUGCCGGUGUCAAUUGAAACAAAUAAGAAUGGGUGUAGGCAGUUUGUGCUAAGAAGUAUUGUCAGUGGAAUGGAGCGUUUUCGAAUUAACAUAGAUAAAAUCCAAACUAUUUGUAAAUGUGCCAUCUCACAUGAUGAAUCAUCAGAUUGCGCGUAUUCCAAUACAUCUGUAAUAGUUUCUCGGCCAGAUGUGAUUGAUAUACUUAAAUUUUUCAUAAGCUUUAAUAGAAGUUUAGUUAAAAAGGCUAUAAAUCCCAAUGAAUUCAAUCUCUAUAAUAUGUGUAGUGAUUUGAACUUUCGGGAGUUUGUGUUUUCCUCAACCUUUUUUUUAAACAUCUACAUAUAUGAGUACAUAAACAAUUUAGAGAAUAUGGCCAUAUACUUGCAGGAGAUUAAUAACCUUCUUUUUGAGUAUAUACCUAGGAACAAAAACACUGACUUGAUGAAGAGUGUGAAAAACAGAUUGAAUAUUCUGAAUGAAAAUACAGAGAAUAUAGUAUAUCGAAUAGAAAAAAGCCAGAUUCCACCUGUUAGUGAUAUAUUAAAGAACGCAACUGUGCUAUUUAAUAACUAUUUCACUAAUAUAAGCUUUGAUAAUCCAAGAGCCCCGUCAAUUAUACCAGACAUAAAAUUCCUUUCCUACCAAAUAACCCGAAAUAAUCCGCUGUCUAUAAACACAGAAAUGUUUUAUCCAAUAGAAUGCCCGAUAACCCAUAACCCGAAGAAUGUGAUUAAACUAUUAUCGCUGUGUAGUGCAGCUUUAAACCUAAAUUUAAAUGAUAAAUACAGUAUAGAAUUGAAUCGUGAAAUUAUGCAUCUGCCUAAAUUUAUUAAUCAUGUGGAGACUAUGCUUCUAGGCAUAUUAUGCAUCUGCUUUUAUGACCGAGCUGAUCAUAUGUACACGAUUAGCCCCAAAAUAACCAGUCCGUCUUCUGAAUUAUUGGAGCUCUUUACAAAGUAUAAGCAUUUGUUUGAAAAAACCGACAGAACUGUCCAUAAUGAUUGGAAUAAAGUAGUUUCUUAUAUAGCGGACAACAAUAUACGAUAUAUUAGGCCAAGCUCAUUACAGCUAAACUCAGGCCUGUUAAAUAUACUAUUGGUCAUUCGACAUAUAACUGGGUUAUAUACAAUAGAGAACAGCCGAUUUUUAGAAAUAUUAAAUUUAGUUAAGAAUGAUGGCUGCAUAGAAGAAAUCACAAGGAACAUUAAAACCUAUAUAUCUAGUUUGUUAAGCCUACUAUUAGUAAAAAAGACUGCAAUUAUUAGUAUGUGUAUUCUAAGAAAAGAAUUUGUAUCUAAAAAAGAGAGAGAUUUAUUUGGGCAGAUAAUUAUAGCAUAUCAAGAUGAGUCAGAAGAAACUUAUUCUGUGAACUGGGUAAUUGAACCAAUUAAUAUGUUAGAAAAGGCAUCUUUAAUUACACAACCAGAUAGCAAAGAAGAUUCUGAUAAGAAUAAUCUAAAAUCUGAGAAAUUGAAUGAAGAAUCUAAGAGUAACCCGAAAGCAAAACUUCCUUCAUUGAUUUAUCCGCCCCCAAAAAAACAUAUGUUAUUGCCUAUAACAGAAAUAGACUAUGAAGUUCCAUAUAAUAUAACAAAUACAAAGCUUAUAAUUGAAAAUCCCAAUAAUUUUAAGUUAAACCGCACUAUUACUCAGAGAAUAAAUGCAUUUAAUAAUCGGAUGUCUAUGAAAUAUCCCAUGAUUCAUGGCGAGUGCUCUGCAUAUAUAAAAUAUGUUACGUCUAAUAACCCGAAUUGCAUAGAAAGCCAAAAUCUCAUAAAUAUAAUUAACUAUAUCUUGGGAAAGAUAAAAAACAAACAACCCUUUUUACCAAAUGGAGGUUUGACUUUUAGUGAUAUUUCUUCUAGAAGUCUUCGUCUUUCUAUAGCCAAAAUUUUAUUUUUACAUAGCCUUGAUUCGACUAUAUGUGAAAAGAACAACCUUUUAUUAUUGAUAUCCAAUAUAUUGUUUGGAGUUGGCUUAGAUAAUGGAGAUCUAUGCAGCUUUUUAUUAUUUAUGUUUGGGUAUUUUCCAGAAACAAAGAAAUAUUUAUCUAAUAUUGAAAUCGAUCCUAAGCUCUUUUUUUUGCUCCCAAACUAUGAAAAUGUUUUCAUUGAGACUAUUCAGACCUUGAUCUCAUACAAACUAAAGGAAGUUCUUGUUAAUUUACUUCACAGUCAUAUAAAAAUGUGCCUUACAUAUAAUAUGCCACACAUACACAAAUUGCUUGAGAAUCUCUCAUAUGAAAAUCAAAUAAAUAUGCUUUGCUGCUUGACUGAUAUGGGUAUGGAUUUGACCCAUAUAAAAAGCAUUGUGCUGCAUAUAAAGAAGACUUUUAAAGACGGCCAUCAGACUUUAGUUAAUGAGUUUUUACAAAAAAUUCUAAUCAUUAUGUGUAGUGACAUAGAUGUAUUUAAGAAAAACAUAAUUGAGUGUGCAGAUAUACAUUUAAAUAGUUUUAAUCCCUCUUUAACAGAUAUAACCAAAUGGGAUAUGCAUAAUAAAUCUAGACUGAGUAGUACUAUCGUGACACUUAGUAAUCUGAUUGAAGAAGAAUCAAAAGGCAAUCGCAACAUCUCAAAUUUAAGUUAUAUUAAAAAAAUAUAUGAAACAAAGAUAUCUUUAAUAUCCAAACUACCUUUUAUAAAAAAUUCGAAAAAUAUAACCUAG